This is a messenger RNA of Galleria mellonella (greater wax moth), 1943 nucleotides long. RefSeq names its product 5-hydroxytryptamine receptor (gene Ser-4). The transcript is spliced from 5 exons. The record is from RefSeq and is a predicted model, not a curated record. Bases 429 to 1775 code for a protein of 448 amino acids. NCBI's taxonomy places the organism in Eukaryota, Metazoa, Arthropoda, Insecta, Lepidoptera, Pyralidae. Gene Ontology annotation, cellular component: membrane. Gene Ontology annotation, molecular function: G protein-coupled amine receptor activity. Gene Ontology annotation, biological process: adenylate cyclase-activating adrenergic receptor signaling pathway.
CAACACCCCGGGCGUUCGGCUCUUGGACUAUAGGUCUUUACUAUCUGUUGCGCGCCAAGCGCGGCAGAGGCGACGCGCGCCACACCACCGCCGCCCGCCCUACUCGUGAACACUCGCCGUAAACAAAUCAGUACGCGACCGGCGCGGAAGAAAACCAUACGGUCUCCAGUGCAUGCAUUGUGAAUAGUUUUGAGUGACAGUUAACAAUAUAGUACGCCGGCGGAGGUAAAUGGACCCACGGCCACGGAUUGUAGUACUGUCGUAGCGCCGUAGACAAACUUGCCCACCGAGCAAUGCAUCCAGACAUCGCAUAACUUAGAUUGUAACGUAAGCAAUAAUAUAAAGUAGAAAUGGCGGAGCGAGCUGUAAACUACUUCUUCCGAAAAUACAACACCAAUAUAGUUGGCGUGGAGACACGGUGAGGGGGCAUGGAGGGCGCGGACGGUCGUGAUGAGUUGCUGGAGUGGGAGACGCUGUAUAUGCGCCUGCCGGUGCACAACUUCACAUGGAACGCGACGGAGUGGAAUCCCAGCGUCUGGAACUCCACCGUGGUGCCGAAUUCCACUUGGGAGGGAGCGUCCGCGCCCUUCGAUUCGCCUGCCGCGCUGGUUCGCGCUGCUGCCAAGGCCGUCGUUCUGGGCCUGCUUAUUCUCGCUACUGUAGUUGGUAAUGUAUUCGUGAUAGCAGCAAUAUUGUUGGAGAGACAUUUGCGUAGCGCAGCAAACCAGCUGAUCCUAUCCUUGGCGGUGGCCGAUCUGCUGGUGGCAUGCCUGGUGAUGCCGCUGGGAGCCGUGUACGAGGUCGCGCAGCGCUGGACGCUGGGACCUGAACUCUGUGACAUGUGGACCUCGGGAGAUGUUUUGUGCUGUACUGCCUCCAUUCUUCAUCUCGUUGCUAUUGCACUUGAUAGAUACCGGGCUGUGACUAAUAUUGACUAUAUACAUGCGCGAACGGCGCGACGAGUGGGUUACAUGAUUGCUUGUGUAUGGAUCGUAAGUUUCUUAGUGUGCAUCGCCCCACUGCUGGGGUGGAAAGACCCCGAUUGGAAUCGACGUGUCUCCGAAGAUUUGCGCUGUGUCGUGAGUCAAGAUGUCGGAUACCAAAUAUUUGCAACAGCUUCAUCGUUUUACGUACCAGUAUUAGUAAUAUUAAUACUUUACUGGCGAAUAUAUCAAACUGCCAGAAAGAGAAUACGCCGGCGCAGGGGAGCCACGGCUCGCGGUGGAGUGGGCCCGCCGCCCGUGCCCUCUGGUGGAGCGCUGGUCGCAGCCGGUGGUAGCGGUGGGAUCGCGGCAGCCGUAGUCGCCGUUAUCGGUCGACCCCUGCCCACGAUAUCUGAAACGACAACAACGGGUUUCACAAACGUGUCAUCGAAUAACACAAGUCCUGAAAAGCAAUCUUGCGCCAAUGGUCUAGAGGCCGACCCCCCAACUACUGGUUACGGUGCAGUGGCGGCCGCUUAUUAUCCCACACUGGUACGGCGCAAGCCGAAAGAGGCCGCUGACUCUAAAAGAGAAAGGAAAGCGGCAAAAACAUUGGCAAUAAUUACCGGUGCGUUUGUAGCGUGCUGGCUUCCGUUUUUUGUGCUGGCCAUCCUGGUGCCGACGUGCGACUGCGAAGUGAGUCCGGUACUGACGUCGCUGUCGCUGUGGCUGGGCUACUUCAACUCUGCACUGAAUCCCGUCAUCUACACGGUGUUUAGUCCAGAGUUCCGGCACGCAUUCCAGCGACUGCUGUGUGGUCGCCGUACGCGCCGCCGUCGGGCGCCCCCGUAGCCUCCCUUCCUUCCCAACCAUCACCCCUACCUGACUGACCUCGUUUAGCUCGAUACAUUAUGUUACCUUGUUACAAUUUUCAGAGAUAUAUUUACACCCCUUUAUUUUUUGUACGUAAUGAAUGUGAAUACGAGUAACUGUCUAGUAAAUAAAUUCUCAUAAACAAUU